CCCCAGCGGCCGCGGGGACCGACCGGGCGCCGCGCUCAACUUCCACUUCUCCUUUCGCCGGCGCCGAGGUCCCGGCGCCACCAGCCCGGCCCGGUUUCCGAAGGGAGAAGGCGAGCUGGCGGGGUUGGGGACCCUCCUCUGGGCCCCCGGAGCGGGGAGGGGACCGCAACCACGGAUCCCAGCCCGGCGACCGAGCCCACUCGGCAUCAGGUUUGUGAGAAUGCUGAUAGAAGGUAAGAGCCUCAAAAUCGGAAAUCAGAAGACCUGGAGUCUGGCCUGAGCUGCUCUGUCAACUUGCACAUGGUCUUGAGUCACUCCUGCGGUUGGCCCAACCCAGCAUGCAGCCUUGAACCUGGCUUAGGCCACCACCUGCUCCAGCCCUCUGCACCCCUAUCUUACUGUAGUUUGGGCUGUAGGCUCUAAGCUCCGAGGUACCUGAACAGCAUCUCUUCAAGAAAACCCCACAGCUCCAGAGGGCCCAGCAAAUCCUGCUGUCGGCUGUCUGAGAAGACAGCAUGGCUAUUACCCUGCAGCCCAGUGACCUGAUCUUUGAGUUUGCAAGCAACGGGAUGGAUGAUAUCCACCAGCUGGAAGACCCCUCGGUGUUCCCAGCUGUGAUCGUGGAACAGGUACCCUACCCUGAAUUACUGCAUCUGUACUCAGGACUGGAGCUGGACGACGUUCACAAUGGUAUCAUCACAGACGGGACCUUGUGCAUGGCACAGGAUCAGAUCCUGGAGGGCAGUAUUUUGCUGGCAGAUGACAAUGAAGCAACCUCACAAACCGUGUCAGCCACUGAAGUCUUGCUCAACGUCGAGUCUCCCAACGACAUCCUGGAUGAGAAGCAGAUCUUCAGCACCUCCGAAAUGCUUUCCGACUCAGACCCUGCUCCAGCUGCCACUCUGCCCAACUACCUGUUUCCUGUCUCUGAGCCUGAUGCCCUGAACAGGGCGGGUGACACUGAUGACCAGGAGGGACAUUGUCUGGAGGAGAAGGUCCCCAGAGAGGAAAGUGCCAAGAAGACUGGAAAAUCAAAGAAGAGAAUCCGGAAGACCAAGGGCAACCGCAGUACCUCACCAGUCACUGACCCCAGCAUCCCCAUUCGGAAGAAAUCUAAGGAUGGCAAAGGCAGCACCAUCUAUCUGUGGGAAUUCCUCCUUGCACUUCUGCAAGACAGGAACACCUGCCCCAAGUACAUCAAGUGGACCCAGCGAGAGAAAGGCAUCUUUAAGUUGGUGGACUCCAAAGCCGUGUCCAAGCUGUGGGGGAAGCAGAAAAACAAGCCCGACAUGAAUUAUGAGACAAUGGGCCGGGCACUAAGAUACUACUACCAAAGAGGCAUCCUUGCCAAAGUGGAAGGGCAGAGACUGGUGUACCAGUUCAAGGAGAUGCCCAAGGACCUGGUGGUGAUCGAAGACGAAGAUGAGAGAAGUGAAGCCACGGUGGCCUCCUCUCGGGCCUCCACUCCCUGCACCUCCUCUGCCAGCACCACCAGGCGAACCGGCUCCAGGGUCUCGGCCAAAGCUGCUCCCCAGGGCAAGGCAGGCCCUUCCUGGGAAAAGCCAAAGGUUCAGAGCGUUGGCUUACAGCCGUCUGCGAAUCUGGAAGUGGGACUGUCUGCAGAUGAGGAGAUGCCUACUACCUCCGCCGUGCUCGCCCCUCCCCCAGAGAGCCAGGCCAAACUCCCCAAAGCCGUGAGUACUUCUUCAGUGCCCAGUAACAUCCACCUAGGAGUGGCCCCUGUGGGGUCAGGCUCAGCCCUGACCCUGCAGACAAUCCCACUGACCACAGUGCUGACCAGCGGGCCUCCCGCCAGUACUACUGCUUCAACCCAGCUCGUUCUCCAGAGUGUUCCACCUGCUUCGACCUUCAAGGACACCUUCACUUUACAGGCCUCCUUCCCCCUGAAUACCAGUUUCCAAGAAAGUCAGGUGGCAGCACCGGGGGCUCCACUGAUUCUCAGUGGUCUCCCCCAACUCCUGGCUGGGGCCAGCCGUCCGACCAACCCAGCGCCGGCCUCCAUCACAGGGGCUGGAGCAGCAGGGCCCAGCUCUCAGGCCCCUGGGACUGUCAUUGCUGCCUUCAUCAGGACUUCCGGUGCCACAGCAGCCCCUGGGGUCAAGGAGGGGCCACUGAGGCCCUCCUCAUACGUGCAGGGCAUGGUGACUGGGGCCCCCAUGGAGGGGCUGCUGGUUCCUGAAGAGACCCUGAGGGAGCUCCUGAGGGAUCGGGCUCACCUUCAGCCACUUCAAAGCCAGGUGGUUUCCAGGGGUUCCCAUCCAGGGAGCCAGACUUUCUCUUCUCCCAGCCGCCCCACUGUUGGGCUGACCCCAGUGGCUGAACUUGAGCUCUCCUCAGGCUCAGGGUCCCUGUUUAUGGCUGAGCCUAAUGUGACCACAUCUGGGAGCCUGCUGACCAGAUCCCCAACCCCAGCCCCCUUCUCCCCGUUCAACCCUACUUCUCUUAUUAAGAUGGAGCCCCGUGACAUAUAAAGGAAGGAGUUGGGGGCAGUGUGUCCCACCAGGCAAAGUUGAGCAGCAGUUUUAUAUGGACUUCCGGUAGCAGAGACUGACUGAAGCACACCUGCCCUUACUUUUCAGUGGGACGGCCAUAUAGCAGAUCCCCUGUCCCUGACCCCUGCCCCGUGUCGUCACAGCCAAGCCAUGCCCAGUUUGAGCAUCCCUGGCGUCAGACCAUGGCCUACAAGAGCACUAGGGGAUAUGCUCUUGUCAGGGUAAUGGGCUGACUGGGUGAUGGAGCGAAAACCUCCUGAGAAGUUUGUGGCCAGGGCUGAGGCAGGAGCCCCGGGGGAAGAGUCCUUUUGUGGGGCUGUAUUUCACCGUCUACGUUCCCUCCACGGGAAAUUUCCUAUCCCGUAUGUGAAUAUCUCUGUAUGUACUUGUGCGUACUUGUGGGUCUGUAUCUCUGUUUCUUUGGGGAGGACGGGGGUGCAGCUGUUUCAUCUUCAAGGGUGCGUGUUUCUGUGGGUCGGCUGCAGAGAUGGGGAAAGCAUUCUCUAGUUCCCUCUGUACAAAUCGAGAUUCAGUUUCUCUGAGGCAAUGGGGUACAAGCUGGAUCCCCCAAAUUGAGAGAGAGGUCAGAGAGCCGGAGCAGGUCCAGGGAACGAGGAUUUCAGUGGUCAUGUGUGUCAGGGAAGAUCCAGUUAGAAGGGCCAAGGCCAGACCGGAUAGAGAGUCCCUAGGCAGAGGCUGAAUUAAUUGAAUGUUUGUGCCGAGGGCGUGGGCAUGCUGGCCUGUCCCCCAUCUGAUCCGGGGCUCCCUCUCGCUGAGUGUUGUCCCAAUACCUCCCUUCUGUCGGGCAUCGCCGGGACAGCUGUAUCGCAGUGCACGCUGGCUCUGCCCCCAUCCCUGCCCGUGUGUGCCCGCUGCUCAGCCUGCCUUCUACUCACUAUGUGGGUUUGCCAACCCGCUCGCCCUCACGAUGGCUACCGCGACCUUGAGGAGAGGGCUGGCACUGUCUCCAACUCUCAGUCGCACCUGGCCCAGACUUGUCCUGCAGCAAGAAGACAGGAGCCAGUGGAUGUGAGCGCCCAUGACACUUCUCCCGGCUCUGCGUGGUUCCUUGCUUCCCUCUUUCCUCUUUCUGGGCAAGUUAAACUCCUCCUUCCCAUUUGAAUUAGCUUGCCUCUUUCCUGUGAAAUUUGGGGGGCAAGGCUAACAGUUAAGACAUGUCAUCAGCUUCAGAAACAAUGAUCUGGUGAAUUUGGUUAAUGUGAAUCAGUGUCUCAGGACCUUUGCUGUGUCCUCAGUAUAAAACCAUCCACUAGACCGAACUACCUCCCCAGGCUGUUUUCUCUCUGCUGCUGGUCACUGCCAAGCUUCCUGUCCUCUCUCCCGCUCCCUUCUUGUGCUUCCCCCUUCUCUCCCUGGAAAGGAAACAUAUAUGCAUGUGCAGGUGUAUUUAUUACGAGUUCCAGCACAUGGCAUUAAAAUGCCUUUUUCUAAUAUAAUCAGUUUUUUAUGACGAAUUCCCGAUGAUGGAAAGUGAAACAUCCCGAGAAAGAGUCAUCUUUCAAACAAAAUUUGCACAAAGGUGCUGCACGGAUUAGGGGUGGCCCUGCCCCCACAAGCUCCAUAGAACUUAUCAUCUGAAGGUCACUGAUACCCUCCCGGUGACAUCAAGUGUCUUCACAGUUCUCAGUCCCUGUGAGCCCUCAUGGCUUGUGACACUACUUCCCACCCCCUCCUGCAGUACCGGGCUGCCCUCUGUACCUCUGCUGGCCCCACAUCUGCCGCUGAAAUGUGGGUGCCCGCCAAGGGUCUCGGGUGCUCUCCUGGCUCUGGCUUGGCUCUUUGGGGAUGGGGCUGAACUCGAGAGCAGCAGCCCUCGCUUUUUCUCCUCCGCUCUGGCUUACAUGCCCAGCAGCCUGCUGGACAUUUCCAUCCAGAUGCCUAUCAUGUCUCAAAGACAGUCCCUCUAUCAAAAAUGGAUUUGAAAGUCUUUACACUGACACACACACACACACACACACACACACACACACACACACACCCUUUUUUUCUCCCCGAAAACAAAAAGCUGUCAUGACUUGCCUAUUUCUGUUAGAGGUACCACCAUUUUUCUGACCUUCUAAGCUUGACAUUUCAGAGCCAUCUGAUGGCUGCCUUCAUUUGACCCUGUCCCUUCCCCCAUCUCUUGAAGUCCAGGCCGUUUGCCAUGUCUCUGAAAUCUAGCCUUUCUUCCACAUUCCCAGAGCCUCCAGCUGAGCUCAGACUCAACCCAGAGCUUAUCCCCCUUCCCAGACACAAGACACAUCAACACACCGUAGUGUGACCUGUCCUCCUCUGCUGGGGCACCGGUCCUGUUCUUUCUGUGCUAAAAAGCCUUCAAUGGCUCCUCAUGGCCUAUAGGUAGGGGUGAUACUCAAAAUACUCAGCCUACAAUCUGUUCUAGGUAAGCUGGGCAUUAGCCCUUUAUUUGCUGAACCACGAGGCAGUCCAGGAGUCCUGGAGGAGGGAGGAGGGAACAUUUAAGGACUCGGGGCAGUAAUUCCAAAAGGAAGGUCCCAAGUCCUUGGACCUUCUGGCAAAGACGCUUCACCAUCAGGCCCCAACUGACUUCCCUAGUCGUCUCUCACAUUGCUUCCCUGACCCGCGGGGUCCUGCUCCAGUCAAACAGGGAUUCCCCGGCCUUUGAGUUUGCCUCUGUUUGAAGUUUCCCACCUCUGUGGUUUUGCUUUACUUGGUUCUGCUCAACCAGGAUGUUCCUCACCCUGUUAGUACCAAUUUAAUCCACCCUUUAAGACUCCAUUCACGGAAGUUGCCUCUGCAGACCAGACUAGCCCUAGGUGAGUUCUUCAUUUGAAAUUCACACCAAUUGCCACUCUUGGCAACUAAUCACAAACAGCCUGUGACAUCUCCUGUUAUAAUCACAAACUGUUACUUAAAUCUUCAAUGACCUGGGCCUAUUUAGUCUCCCCACUUAGGGUGCCACCUUCUGAAGGGCGGGGGGUUGUGCCAUCCACAGAGCAGGGCACGCUACGAACCAUCUGGUGAGCAUCAGCUAAUGAACAUUACCGAUUGAGCUGCUGAGAGAUGGGGACUGAAGUCUGAUGCUGGUAACCUCUGACCUCCCCUCCGCACAGGCAUUCACCCCAGGUGCUCCACUGCCCAGGGCCGGCCCUCCCUGGCUCAGUGCCGUCAUGAUACCCCCACUCCCACCCCCCAAGCCUUAGCGCACAAGAGUUGUUACUACUUUGAUCAUCCCUUGACCCUAAAGAAACUUCCCUGUCCAGUUUCUUUCCUAAUUCAAAGUGUUAAAGUUGCUAAUCUGGUCAACUAACCUGUGCUCAUCUAGUUAUGGGAGAGGGCCGGAGGAGACCCUCGGGAGACCGGCUCAUUUCACCUGGGUCGUGUGGCAACAGCAUCCUUGCCUUUGCGAAGAUGGUGUAAUGGAGUCAGGAGACCCACUCCUCACCCCCUUGCAGCUGAUGUACCCCUCCUGCCUCUGGGCUCCCGCAGCACUUUGUGUAUACCUCUUAUUGUAGCACUUAGCACACGGUAGCUCCUUAGCUAUGUGUUUAUAUAUGUUGCCCCUCUAAUAGACUGUGAGCUCCUCAAGGACAGGGACUGUGUGUUAGUCACUGAUGUAUCCCCAGCGCCUAGCACAGUGCCUGGCACACAGUAGGUGCUCAAUAAAUGUUUAUGGAAAGAAAGAA
Suricata suricatta (meerkat) is the source of this 6178-nucleotide messenger RNA. It is a transcript of the gene ELF4, whose product is annotated as E74 like ETS transcription factor 4. The coding region runs from base 516 to 2492 and encodes 658 amino acids. NCBI's taxonomy places the organism in Eukaryota, Metazoa, Chordata, Mammalia, Carnivora, Herpestidae. Gene Ontology annotation, molecular function: sequence-specific DNA binding; DNA-binding transcription factor activity, RNA polymerase II-specific. Gene Ontology annotation, cellular component: nucleus. The record is from RefSeq and is a predicted model, not a curated record. Gene Ontology annotation, biological process: cell differentiation; regulation of transcription by RNA polymerase II. The transcript has 10 exons.